Trichoderma gamsii is the source of this 2400-nucleotide messenger RNA. RefSeq lists its product as hypothetical. Gene Ontology annotation, biological process: regulation of transcription by RNA polymerase II; DNA-templated transcription. The record is from RefSeq and is a predicted model, not a curated record. Lineage: Eukaryota; Fungi; Ascomycota; Sordariomycetes; Hypocreales; Hypocreaceae. The transcript is spliced from 2 exons. Bases 1 to 2400 code for a protein of 799 amino acids. Gene Ontology annotation, molecular function: zinc ion binding; RNA polymerase II cis-regulatory region sequence-specific DNA binding; DNA-binding transcription factor activity, RNA polymerase II-specific. Gene Ontology annotation, cellular component: chromatin.
AUGCCCGGCGCAAACGUCGCAGUUCUCCCGCCCCCAGCGGCCUCGACACCGUCCUCGCGCAAGGCGACUCUGGCGCCAGAACGCAAAUACAAGUGCCAGUUUUGCAACAGAGCCUUCAGCCGAAGCGAGCACCGAAGCCGUCACGAGCGAUCCCACACAAAGGAGCGUCCUUUCAAGUGCAUGAAGUGCAGAAGCACCUUUGUGCGCCGCGAUCUUCUUCUCAGACAUGAUCGCACAGUCCACGCCAAGGAUGGCGGCGUCCCCCUUCACAGCGACGGCAAGCGUCGUUCUGGUCCCAAGACUCGAGCCAUCGGCGGGCCCGCAAAGUCGUCAAUCGCCCUGGAUCCCUCCACGUUGGAGCAGAUGGAAGCCGGCGGCGACGGCAUUUUUGAUGUCGAAGCCGCUGCCAUGCUGGUUGCCGACCUGCACCACAAGGCCACUGCUGCUAUGCGCGGAGACGAAUCCUACGACGAUGGCACAUCCAUGGCCUUUUCGCCCAGAAGCUCUGGCGGCAUGGAGCCCGCCGUCACAUACCCGUCCGGCGCCAUUGCUCUUCCGCAAGUCCAGUGGGACAACUUCAUGGCGGACCCCAAGCCGCACUCCAUCACUUCCAGCGCCUCUGGUUCCUACGAAUCAUCACAGCCCUUUGCUGGCGGAAACAGGCUCCAGCACCAGCUGCCGCCCUUUGGCAACCGAAAUGUCAAUGGUCUUGUGCCCGCUCUUCAGUCCAUGAUCAGCUCUCUUCCUGCCUCUGGCCCGGAGAUUCCGGCUCCACAGAGCCCCUCUGGAGUCGACUCGCUGCAGGCUGGAUUUAGAGCUCCCCAGGUGUCUGGUGACGAUGAGCGAAACGCCAUCCUGGACAACAUCCGCAGCGCUGACCGAGAGCACGCCAUUCCAGACAGCUUUCGCCUGCCCGGCUUGGGUUCUCUGAACCGCUACCUGUCCACCUACUUUGGGCUGUUCCACCACCAUCUGCCGUUCCUGCACCCAGCCUCGUUCAUCCCGUCCCAGGUGUCGCCACCGCUACUCUUGGCCGUGCUUAGCAUUGGUGCCCUCUAUGCCUUUGACCAGGAUCAGGCUUACAUGCUUCACAUUGGCUCCAAGGUUCUCGUCAACCAGUUCUUGCAGAACAAGGAGAACUUCAGCUCCCGCAAGUGCCCUCUGUGGACCAUGCAAAGCUCGCUUCUCAACAUGAUCUUUGCUAGCUGGAGCGGCGACCCCAAGGGCUUGGAGUGGGCUUGUUCCAUCAAGAGUCUGCUUGCCAACAUGGUGGCAGGAAACCGCUACGAGCUCAAGCUUCGUCAGGAGGCUAGAGGCGCGGCCAAGCCUACUCGUGCUGAGUGGGUAGAGGAUGAAGGCUGCCGCCGUACUUAUUAUGCAGUGUACAUCUUCUUUGGCCUGCUCACCCUGACGUUCAACCACACGCCGGCCAUUGGCUUCAAUGAGUUUGAAGACCUACAGCUCCCUUCCACGGAAGCCAUGUGGAACAUGCAGGUUGCCGACGAGGCUGCGUGGGCCGAGCAGCUCGAAAAGUCGCCUGCCGUCAUCUUCAUGGAAGCCCAUGACAAUCUCUUCCAGGGUGAAGCCACUAAGUACAGCGCCUUCUCUACCCGUGUCAUGAUCAAUGCCCUGUUCCUCGAAGUAUGGUACCACAAACGUAGUCCUGAGGCCCUGCAAGAUGUCGUGACCGAGUACAAACUUAGACUUGCGCUCGAGACGUGGGAGAAGUCCCUGGACUUGUGCGAGCCGGAGUCUGCCGCGGUGCCUCUCAGUGCCCCCCACAAGGGCCAUCCCCUCAUCUUCAAUGCCCGCGCCAUGUACCGUAACGCGCGUGCCCGCCUCGAGGUCGAUCUCAAGACCGUGCAGGAGGCGCUGCGAUACCAUGAGCCCUACGAGGUGGCCGCUGCCAUGUCCCACGCUCGGGACCGUGUCAAGCGUUCAAGCGAGAUGAUUAAAGUGAUUGAAGAGUGCUACAACUGCCUCGAGACGGCCGUGGUUCAGGGCGUCCGCUGGGUGGCACGCACCUCGUCGACCAACUGGAGCGUCGAGCACCCGCUGUGCGGCUUGGAUCUCAUCAUCAUCCUCACGCUGUGGCUCUAUCGUCUGGAACAUGACGAAGAGCCCGCGACGCAGGAGGAGGUUGCCAUGUAUUACAAGGUCCGCCAGCUGUUCAUCAAGGACUUUGAUGAGAACAUCAUUGCCAACCUGAGCUCCGUGGUUGCACGCCUCUGGGGCUCAAUGCUAGACGAGGUUGUUGUGUGGGGAAUCACGCGUCUCAUGGGCGAAUCAUGCAAACUGCAUUCAGAAGCCUUGGUCGGCUAUGUGGGCGACGAAGCUUCCUCUAAUGUCUCGACCCCUUCGAUGACCUCCCAGGGAGCGGACGAGGACAGCGUGUAUUAA